AUCAAAAGCUUUGCUAAAGCUGGCCGGCUUUGGGAGGACCCAAACCAACAUAUUUGCAUAUUUGUCAUUUGCUUAAUGAAUAUGCAAAUAUGCAAAUUACUGUUACCAGUCCUCUGAAAGCUCGCAAAUGGAUUUACUGGUCCCCAUAUCAAAAAGUUUGGGAACCCCUGCUUUAGAGAACAGGAUUACAAUUCAACGUGACCUUGAGAAAUUAAAGACUUGGGUUAAAAUAAAAAAGAUGAAAUUUAAUAAAGGCAAGUACAAAAUAUUACAUUUGAAAUAUUGCAUUACAUUUCUAAUAUAUAGUUACAAAUAGGGAAUAAUUAGCUACACUGUAAUCAUGCUGAAAAGUGAGCAUAUUUAGUCUUGAGAAAACAAAAAGGAGGAUAAGAUAACUGCCAUGUUGCCUUUUACACAUUUUUCUUCUUUUCUUUGCACAGAUGGAAUCCCAUUUAAAUUAACAAUUUCAUGAUGUAGCACAGAUUCAUUUGGUUGUUUAGGGAAUAGUCCCAGUUUUAUAAACUUCAGAUAAAGAUUUUUGUGGAAUGCAGCUUAUUACCUAUGCAAAAUCUGACUAAUAUUAACAAAGAUCUUAGAGAUACUGAGAUGAAAGAUGCUCUGGAAGUGUAAGUAUAGAUAUCCAUCAUUUUGGAAGAUUUCAGCACAGAGAUUAUUGCAUUUUGCAUAUUGGACCAGAAUGAAUUCAUCAUUAGUUGCUUAUGAUGAUUCAGAUUCUGACACGGAGACUGGAGAGGCUGAAAAUGAAAAUCUUUCUAGCCCAGAAGUUGGACUUGAAAAUUCUGCUAUGAAUCCUGUUCAGCAUUUUGCAUCUGGUGGCUUGAACACAAAACCUACACACAAAAUGCAGGCUGUUGAGUGUAUUGACAGUACUGGCAGAAGUAUUGUUUGUGAAGGUUCCCCUGCAUAUCAGAUACAGACUAAUAAGAUGGAUUUGUCAGACAUUUAUCCUUGGAAAGACUAUUCUAAUCAAGCUAACAAGUUUUCAGGAAAUGGCAGUUGCUCUCAGAAGAGAGUAAAUCAGGACAAGUUUGUUACCAUAAAGGGAAUUAGACCCUAUGUCCCCAAAAGACUUAGACAAGAAACAACUUCUCAAGUGUAUGAAAAAAAAGAAUCUGAAGAACAGAGAGAGAGUUGUGCAACUAAAGCUGGUAUACCAGAAGAGCAAAUUUCCACAAAGGUUUCUGAAUUUAUUAAGCCAUAUUUAGGGUCUAAGUAUAAAUCAACUGAAAUCCCAAGAAACCGGGUAUUUCAAAUGUCCAAACACAGCGGUCCAGUUAAUAAAAUCCAGUGGUGUCCUGUACAAGGAUGGAGCCAUAUGCUUCUCUCAGCUUCUAUGGAUAAAACUUUCAAGAUCUCCUGGAUGUGGUGCACUGUCCCACCAAGUGGCUUCGAGGCCACUUACAGAGAGAAUAGUGAAUCUGCUCUACAGCCUUAGGCAGCCAGCUUUUAGCUCAUGUGGUAUUCUGCCUGUUGAGAGACUGCGUUGCACUUUCCUGAAUAGGGACGGACUUAAUCAUGUAAUAUCAAGCCUUCCUGAAUUGGGGCCACCAUGUACAACCUAUUUAAUGACCAAUAAUGGCAAAAAUGCUGUUCUUAGUAACUCUUCAGUAACAAAUGCAAAAUAAAAUUAAGACUCUAUGGGAGGCUAUAAAUAUUUAAAAUAAACCUGCCUAAAGAAGAAAAUUAAAAUGUUCAUUAUAGAAUAAUUCUCAAAUGUAAUAUUAAGAAAAGUCCUCCAGCUGCGUGAGACUUCUGAAAUAUUUUAGAUAUUAAAUUUAAAAAAAUCUGUUAGCCAUAAAGUAUAGUUUAUUAUUAAAAAUUAACUAAAAAGUAUUUCAUUUUAUUUCUCAAAAGUAAAUGUAGGUUUUUAAUAGUGCUUAAGAUUACCACCUCUGAGGUGUUGAAAAUCUGGGUACUGACUACCACUUAUCACCAGAAACAGAUCACACUCCAACCAACAAAAAGUCUCUUAGUGUCAACUAUAGCAAAUUAUGACUAAAACGAUUGAGAUGUUUUACACACAUACAUGCCACUGUACUAGUGUUGCACCAUAUUAUUUUGCUUUAUCAUUUUUCUUAUCCUAAUAUGAUGCUUCUGUCUCAGACGACCAAGGUGUGAACUGUAGAGCAGGGUUUCUCAACCUUUUUCUUGUUGGGGCCUGCCCUCCUCAACGUGCUAUAAAAAUUCCAGGGCCCAGCAGGGUAGGAGGCGCUGGGGGAGAACUUUGGGCUCUUGCCUUGGGGGGGAGGGCUGAGGCAUAAAUAUAAGUUUACUUUUAUUGGGGGAGGCAAGGGUUGGUGAUGCUUAGGCCACCUCUGCAUAAGGGGAUCCAGGGAGGAGGUGCUAUCUUCACCUCCUGACUCAUCUCAGCAGGCCACUCAUAGGGUUGCCAGGUGUCCGG
Molecule: messenger RNA, 2422 nt
Organism: Pelodiscus sinensis (Chinese soft-shelled turtle)
Lineage: Eukaryota; Metazoa; Chordata; Testudines; Trionychidae
Source: RefSeq, a predicted model, not a curated record